UCCAUUAAAUCAAGUUCUUUAAGGCCCCACAAAGUGAUGCUUCUCAACUACAGGAAAAAAAAUCCCAACCCUUUCUCUUUGAGCCUGUCAAUUGGCUCAAAGCAGUUGACAGGAAAACACAACGGUUCCUGCUGUGAAACUUGUAACAGCUAUAUAAACAUAAGCACGCUCAAGGACAGGUAAUGCAUCCUGACGCCUUUACAGCGACGUUACCGUGACUUAGAGAACCAGGAUGAGCGCGUCUGUGGCAGUAUACAGGAACAUUUACACAGAGGACCGAUUCAGACAGACUUACGGUACCGAGACCAAACCGCGCGAGCGCCUCCGAGAGAGACUGUGCGCGCGCUCCCGAUGCUCUCCACUCCACUGCCUCCACCUGCUUCAGCAGCGGAUACCGAUUUUCACCUGGUUGCCGAAAUACAGACUCAGGAAAUGGAUUUUAGGAGACACAGUUGCAGGGCUGACGGUCGGGAUUCUACACAUUCCCCAAGGAAUGGCUUUUGCAUUGUUGACAUCAGUGGCUCCGAUCUAUGGCCUGUACACAUCGUUCUUCCCUGUAGUUCUCUACAUGCUGUUCGGAACAGGGCGUCAUGUCUCCACAGGUACUUUUGCAGUCGUGAGUCUGAUGACAGGCACGGUGGUGGAGCAGCUGGUGCCGACUCCUCCUGAUCUGAACUGCAGUAGUCCAGAGGUCACAGAGCUGGAAGAUCGGAGAAUUGGUGUGGCUUCAGCCAUAGCAUUCCUGUCAGGAUUGAUGAUGCUUUGUAUGUUUGGCCUGCAACUGGGUUUCCUCUCCACAUACUUAUCCGAGCCCAUUGUUAAGGCAUUCACCAGUGCUGCAGCAUUUCAUGUGACCGUCUCUCAGCUGCAGAGCAUGCUGGGAUUGAGGCUUCCUCGCCACACAGGGACAUUUUCCCUCUUUAAGACGCUGGCCUCGGUGAUGGAGAACUUGCCCCAUACAAACCUUGCCGAGCUGUUGAUCUCACUGCUCUGCCUAGCUGUGCUCGUUCCCAUUAAGGAAGUGAACACGCGGUAUCGCCAGCGUCUGUGCACCCCCAUUCCUGUGGAAAUUCUCACAGUGAUAAUCGCUACAGGAGUUGUUUACGCCACUUCUCUAGAUUCCAAGUACGAUGUCCAGAUAGUGGGUCACAUUCCAGCAGGGUUCCCUCGGCCUCGGCUGCCUGCUUUGCACACGGUGCCAGACAUAGCUGGUGACACAAUUGCUAUCACAUUUGUAGGCUAUGCUGUGUCUGUGUCACUAGCAAUGAUAUAUGCUGAAAAGCAUGGCUACUCUAUACACCCUAAUCAGGAGCUGUUAGCACAUGGCAUUUCCAAUACAGUGUCUUCCCUGUUUACCUGCUUUCCCAGUUCAGCUACACUGGCCACCACAAACAUUUUGGAAAGUGCUGGUGGUUACACACAGCUCUCAGGUUUGUUCACAAGUCUGGUGGUCCUGAUUGUGCUGCUUCUCAUUGGCCCUCUAUUCUACUUCUUACCUAAGGCUGUCCUGGCAUGUAUAAACGUGACCAGCUUGAGGCAAAUGCUCUUGCAGUUUCAGGACCUGCCAGAUCUGUGGAGGGUUAGCAAGAUCGACUUUUUGGUGUGGCUGGUGACCUGGCUGUCAGUGGUUGUGCUGAAUGUGGAAAUGGGUCUGGCCAUCGGAGUAGUUUUCUCAAUGAUGACUGUUAUUUGUCGCACACAGAGAGCUAACUGCACCGUGUUGGGAAGGGCCUCCAAUACAGAGAUCUACCGGCCUAUUAAUAAUCACAAUAAGUGCUAUGAAGUCCCUGGUGUGAAGAUUCUGACCUAUAAUGGACCGAUCUACUACGGCAACCGCAGCUUUUUUAAGGCAGAUGUGAGCCAGCUGCUCGGUCUCACACCUGAACGUAUCCACAGUCGUGAGAAGGCCAGGAAGGCCCUGGAAAAGAGGGAAAAAGAGUCCAUUAACACAGUGGACCAGGGACUAGCAAACACCUCAUUUUCCUCCGAGAAUGGGUUCUUUAAAUCAGAAACAAUACCGAAUGAAGUCCAGACCAUAUUAAUCGAUUGCAGCAGUGUUAUUUUUGUGGACGUUGCAGGAGCCAAGCUCUUCAUUCAGAUGUGUAUAGACUGUCAGAAGAUGGGAGUGCAGAUAUUCUUGGCCAACUGUAAUGAGAGCGUAUUGGAGAUUCUUACAGCAAGUGGCCUGAUGAGCUACAUGAACCCCCAACACAUCUUCGUCACAGUCCAUGAUGCUGUGGUCUACAUCCAGCAUCAAAAGGAGAAGCCUGGGUCAGAAAACACAAUGAUUUGGGUGUGAAUAUCCAAGAGCACCAUAAAAAGAAAACAAAAGAAACAGCUACUUUAGAUCUUCUCAGAUGUUCUAAACCUUGCGCACUAAAAAUCUCUCUGCAGUGGAUUUCUUUACCUUCCGAGAUUUGUUGAAGAGUCACACAUGAUAGGCCAUGUGUAACUUUGAUCACCGCUGUAGCUAACGAAGCUUGCACUAUUGCUGUGAGUCUUUUGAAGCACACAUAAUUUCUGUAUAUACUGUUUUAAAGGAUUAUGUGCACAAAAUUAUUCUCUCUCUCUCUCUCUCUCUCUCUCUCUCUCUCUCUCUCUCUCUCUCUCUCUCUCUCUCUCUCUCUCAUAUUCAGUCUGUGCCCUUGUCCUCCUCCAAAAACAUCCAUAUUUAGGGGUUUAUGAGAUGAAUGAGAUAUUUAUUUAUUUGCAUUUGAUUAUAGAUGUUAUAUUCUCUCCCUAAACAAAGAUGCACUGAAUGGAUGGCCAAAAUCUAUUAUAAUAAAUUUUAAAAAUGGCCUUCAGUGUGAAUAUUCCUUUUCUUGUAACUUUGUGAACACAAUAUUUAUAAACCGGGAUCUGGAUUGUACAAUGCAAAUAAAAUCUUAGAUUAUAUAA
Messenger RNA from Tachysurus fulvidraco (yellow catfish), 2898 nucleotides. It is a transcript of the gene slc26a10, whose product is annotated as solute carrier family 26 member 10. The coding region runs from base 233 to 2299 and encodes 688 amino acids. Lineage: Eukaryota; Metazoa; Chordata; Actinopteri; Siluriformes; Bagridae. Gene Ontology annotation, biological process: transmembrane transport. Gene Ontology annotation, cellular component: membrane. The transcript is spliced from 18 exons. The record is from RefSeq and is a predicted model, not a curated record. Gene Ontology annotation, molecular function: sulfate transmembrane transporter activity; chloride transmembrane transporter activity; bicarbonate transmembrane transporter activity.